Molecule: messenger RNA, 1179 nt
Organism: Lindgomyces ingoldianus
Lineage: Eukaryota; Fungi; Ascomycota; Dothideomycetes; Pleosporales; Lindgomycetaceae
Exons: 6
Coding region: 1-1179 (392 amino acids)
Source: RefSeq, a predicted model, not a curated record
AUGAUGGAGGCGCUUGUGGCCAUCGGGCUCGUCAGCAAUAUUGUCCAGAUUAUUGACUUCAGCAGCAAGUUGCUUUCCAAUUAUAGGGAGCUCUACCGGUCCAGCGUAGGCGCCUUUGCGGCGAAUGUCGACAUUGAGGCUGCAGCAACUCGCCUGGUGCUACUCAACAACAGGAUCGAAGAUUCCACAACUACCACUAGCGAUGAUGCGCUGAAGCGACUUUGCGAAUCGUGCAGCUCAACUGCCGACGAACUUCUUGCCGCGCUAGAUACAGUAAAGGCUGAGGGCAGGAAAGACAAAUGGGAAAGCAUUGGGAAGGCUCUGCGGAGCGUGUGGGCCAAGGAACAAAUCGCUGCGCUAGAAGAACGAUUAGCAAUUUCAAAACUCACGCUGGCUCAUCUGAAACGUUACAAUCAUCUUGAUAUGGCGACUCGAGGGAUACUUGAUGCUAUUCUAAAGCACCAAGAUGUGUUUGAAGCAGUAUAUGAGACACAGGCUGCUACGAUAAGAGCAUCGCAUAACGAAGUCGUAUCAAGACUCGAAACCGAACACACGACUGCUCGCCUCGAGGUGAUUAGAGAAACGGCAUUGAUCAUUGAAGACGAGCAUGUGAGGACUCGCAAUGUACUCCAGGAAAUACAAACUGAUGGAGCUUUCACAGCUUAUCCUGCAGCAUAUACUGGUACCUUUGACCAUACUGUUGGCUCUGGUGUCACGACUCUGCCAGCAAAUAUACGAUGUUUUACUGGAGAUGAGAUCCACACGCUUUGUAGAUACACGGCCAACGCCCGGCAGAGCGGGGCCCGGAUGUACAAAAGCCAAAACGACUCUGCAAUGGCUGAGGAAGCAACAUGUGAUUGGUUAAUACUAAGCGAACAAUCCAGUAUUGGUCAUGGACGUAGAUCAGGAUGCGUGUUGAGAGGACGAACAUCUAGGCAUCCGAGCCAGUUCUGUGUAGGCAACCAUACAGUCAGCGAGCGCCCAUACACCUACUCGCCCAAGUCUUAUUAUAGACUCCAUACGACGCAAGCCAUGCAAGUGGAGAACCUGCCCAAUGAACUCAGAUUAGCCACACUACAUGAUGAUACCAAAUGCACUGCCAAACUUUCGAAUACGACAGUCGAGAUAUCCGCAAGCCUCUCAUAUUUCCCAUCUUCCCUUUCGACGACAAUAUCUUAG